AUGCCUGUCUAUAUGCUCCACGGAUUCCGCUGGCCACGCGCCGGCUUCACCGGAAUCCGCGUCUACAUCGUGCUACACAACCUCGAAGAAGCAGCCGCCGAAUACAUCCAGCAACCCCUCACGACAGAACUGCUCUCCGAAUCCUUCCACAAAACACAAGCCGAUCUCGUUCCGCGCCUCCCAGAGCUCUCCUUCAUCGAACAAUACGAUCCAGCCGAUGAGACCAGCGGCACCGUCAGUCAGGACCAUGCCUACGUCGGCGCACGGGUAAUGGAGAUCCCGGAUGAUGGCACCGGCGCUGGCGGCGGUCAGAACAUUGAAGAUGUCGUCGAGCAGGGCUCUGGGCUAACGGAUGAUGAGACGAAGGCGCUGGAAGAGCUGCGGGACCGGCUCGCGCCCGGAGAGAAGAUCGGAUGGUAUCUGGUAUAUAACGGAGAUCCGGAUCGGUGGUACCCUGACUCAGACUCAGAGUUUGAAGAGGGCUAUGAGAGUGAAGAGGACCGGGUUCAAAGUACGGCUCAGAGCACGGUGCAGAGCCAGCGCCAAAGUCGGCAGCAGAGUCAGCGACAGAGUCAGGUUCAGGGUAAGGAGGAGAGUUUCAUGGACCCGCCAAGUCCUCAGAGUUAUACGGGGGAAAACGCGCCUGGCGAAGUGGAUGAGGAAAAAGUGAAGCUCAAAGGCGAAGUCCAUCGUCUUGUUGCCCCUCGCGAUCAAAAAUACCAGUCCAACUUUGUUGAAUUCCGCCGCAGCACCAAGGUCGUGUACCGACGGUACGCCGGUUUAUUCUUCUGCGUCUGCGUCGAUGCAAAUGACAAUGAGCUCGCAUACCUCGAAGCCAUCCACUUCUUCGUCGAGGUGUUGGACCAAUUCUUCGGCAACGUUUGCGAGCUAGAUUUGGUCUUCAAUUUCUACAAGGUCUACGCCAUCCUGGACGAAGUCUUUCUCGCAGGCGAGAUUCAAGAGACAAGCAAGCAGGUUGUUCUCACGCGAUUGGAGCACCUGGACAAGCUAGAAUAA
Messenger RNA from Penicillium brevicompactum, 1017 nucleotides. RefSeq names its product AP-2 complex subunit sigma. Gene Ontology annotation, cellular component: intracellular membrane-bounded organelle; AP-2 adaptor complex. Gene Ontology annotation, biological process: clathrin-dependent endocytosis; protein transport. Lineage: Eukaryota; Fungi; Ascomycota; Eurotiomycetes; Eurotiales; Aspergillaceae. Gene Ontology annotation, molecular function: clathrin-cargo adaptor activity. The transcript has 5 exons. Bases 1 to 1017 code for a protein of 338 amino acids. The record is from RefSeq and is a predicted model, not a curated record.